Malania oleifera is the source of this 2083-nucleotide messenger RNA. RefSeq lists its product as uncharacterized. The transcript has 11 exons. NCBI's taxonomy places the organism in Eukaryota, Viridiplantae, Streptophyta, Magnoliopsida, Santalales, Ximeniaceae. The record is from RefSeq and is a predicted model, not a curated record. Gene Ontology annotation, molecular function: protein binding. Bases 369 to 1550 code for a protein of 393 amino acids.
AAAUUUAUUUUUCUUGAAAGAUAUUUUCAAACAAAAAGUUUUUGAACAAAUUAUAUUGAAUCUUGUAGAAAAAAAUAAUAUAGUCAUCCUCUUUCUCCAUCCUAUCCCCUGUAUCUCUAAAACCAGACUAAAAUUCUUUGCCAUUUUUCUUAAAAAAUGGAAUACCCCUCAUCAGAAUAGUAACGCGACACGUAACCAGCCGCAGAGCGCAAGCCUGGGCCGCCGGUGCACGCAGACUCUCUCUCUCUCUCUCUCUGUGCUCCGUCUUCUUCUUCUUCUUCUUCGUAGCAAGCCUUGAUCGUUUCUGUAUCGGCAUAAAACCUCGACACUCUAGUGAGUUUCAGUGGCUGCGAGUUGCCUUCGAAGACAUGCAAGUCGCCUCUACCGUCCGCAGAGUCUUUAGGGUUUUGAGACCACCAGUAACUCUCCACUCUAUUCAAUUUCUCUAUCCUGAUGCUCGAGCCACCGAACCUCCUCACAACUCCCCUCGGCAAUGGUGGAAUUACAGUACCUUCUCUUCUCAAACUCACCUGUUUGCAGUGAAUAAUUGGCAGCACAGGGGGCAAUGUUCUAUGUAUGUGAUGACUCCCAGAGCAACCUUUGUGACUUCUGUUGAAGAGAGUCCCACAGAGGCUGUGAAGGAGCUGUAUGAUAAAAUGCUCCAAUCUGUGAAUGCUCGAACCAUGCCUCCAAAUGCUUGGCUAUGGUCACUCAUUGAAAAAUGUGCCAACAAUGAAGACAUUAAACUUCUGUUUGACAUUUUGCACAAUCUUCGAAGAUUUAGACUGUCAAAUCUACGCAUUCAUGCAAAUUUCAAUUUUAAUCUUUGUCGAGAAGUUACAAAGGCAUGCGCACGCAUAGGGGCCCUAGACUUUGGGAAGAAGGCAUUGUGGAAGCAUAAUGUGUAUGGAUUGACUCCUAGUAUUGGAUCUGCCCACCAUUUGCUGUUGUACGCUAAGAAGCACAAUGAUGCCAAACUUAUGGUAGAAAUAAUGAAACUUCUGAAAAGGAAUGAUCUUCCACUGCAAGCUGGUACAGCAGAUAUUGUUUUCAGCAUAUGUUACCAUACAGAUAACUGGCAGUUGAUCUCUAAGUAUUCGAAGAAGUUUGUCAAGGCAGGAGUAAAACUGCGGCAAACUACGUUUGACACAUGGAUGGAGUUCGCUGCCAAAAUAGGUGAUAUUGAGACUUUGUGGAAAAUAGAGAAAUUGAGAUCAGACUCAAUGAAGCAGCACUCUAUUGCAACUGGGAUUUCAUGUGCUAAGGGAUUUCUACUGGAACAUAAGCCUGGGAAUGCUGCUGCCAUGAUUGAAGCCCUCAAUCAGAAUUUAACUGAUGCAAAGAGGCCCGGUCUCAUGGUUGAACUUCAAAAUCUGGUGAGCGAAUGGCCUUUGGAAGUAAUAAAACGCCAAAAGGAGGAGAACAGAAAGGCACUAGCUGCUGCUCUGCAAACUGAUAUACCUGCCAUGGUUAGUUGUUUACUGAGCACGGGUUUAGAGGUGAGCGCGAGUAUGGAAGAUCUAACCAAGGAAGGCGGAGUUCUAUGUUAAAAGUGCCAACUACCAAGCUGGUGAAUGUUCAAUGCAUGCUUAAAAAGUCUGAUGUUGCAAUCUUUAGCAAAGAAACGAUGUGAGACUUUGGUAUUUCAGCUAGUUAUCGCAGAUAUAUAUCGAGCACUUUGGUAACUUUAUCCCAUCCUGCAGGAGAUUUGAACUCAGAGCUUGGAUAAUUUUGUCAUCAACACAACAAUUUUGUUCAAUACUCUUUUUUUUUUUAUGUAUUUCGUUUGAUUCAGUUGAUUAAGCUUUGUUUCAAUCAUUUUCUACCCAUGCUGAUUGCGUGCGUGUGUUCAUUGUUAGACAGAGGGAAGACGAUAAUAAAGUGAGGAUUUUUUUUUGGGUGAUUUAGUAUAUGCAACCAUGUAAGGCAGUAAGAACUCAUGGAGCGAAUCAAUUGCCAUUUGAGUAAUUGUAUCAUUGCGGAAGUGUUAAUGGUGCCUUAUCUGAGACAUUUUAAUCUCUAGCCGUUGUAAAUUUAUUGGCAUUUCAAAAUAAUGAAUUGUGAUGAUAGUAAAUUUCAAUUA